CCUUGAACCUACAAAUAUAUUAUAUUCCACGCCUAGGGAAACCAGACAUCUAAGUAACUACAAUCCCGAAAGCCUAUAGGCACGCUGCUCAUAGAAGUUCGCCGGUCUGGUCGAAUUGAUGAUUAAUGUUGCGCGCCUGCAACUCGUUGUACGCGCCUUGUUACAGAUGUAAAGACGGAACAUACCGUCUGCCUCUUCAAAGGCCACGAGCUGUACUAUCCGGACGACAGAGCUCCUCAUGGCUGCGAAUGGCGACCUAAACCUGGUUGCUUCGUUGGUGGAUCGCCUGGCUACUCGUCUCCCCCAUAGGACUGGAUCCAGCUUUCGAGACCUACGGAGCGACGACCUAGUUAGUCUCACAAGAGCAACACUGAUAGAAGUUAGCAGCACAUAUCUCAGCACAGUUGCGGAAUCUCUUGUGUUACUCUUAGAGGAGUUGACAGCCCAGUACAAAGACCUCGAUACACACCCCCCACACGUCGUUAACUCCGAGCUGUACAUUAUCCAUAUCCUCGCAGACUGCUUUUCAGCGCACUGGGAUGCCGUGAAUCGAGUACCGAAUUAUCAACCAAAGAAUGCCGAUCAGCACUCUAUCUCUCGCAGUGGGCGUGUGGACAGUCACAGUGGCACGGAUGAGGAAGAGUCAGCCCAGGAGUCCGCCACCAGACGCCUAGUCUUGCCAAAAGCAUUAGAUGAUAUCCUCGCGGGAAGGGUUCUUGAAGCGGUCAAGAUUUUUUUAGCUCCUUAUCCCGAACAAUACACCUUGCCCGCAUCUACUAUUCUAGAGUACAGCAAUUGCAGACUUGCACAAAACAUACCGUGUCGCCUAGACAAUUCGGAUCCGGAAAAUAAUUCUUUUGGGAAAGGACCAGGUCUUUAUUCCACGGAUGGGACAUUGCAAGACAUUGAAGCCCAUGCAAGGACUAUCAUAGAGUUCUUGUCGGCCUCCAACUGGGAUCUAUUUUUUGAACAUUUGAAAACCUCAUUUCGGUUACUCCAAGUUGUAUUCCCUCUGCAAGGAAAUGGCACCCAGGCAGCCCCCGUCCUGGAUGACGACAGGAAUGCCUUAGCUACACUGCGCAUAGUGGCAUUCAUUUGGGUGGACAAGCGGAAACUCAGCUUAGUUCUGUCGGAAUUAUGCAGUUGUUUCUUUCACUUGCGGAAAACAUUCCAAAGUACACUGGGGCUUGCAUUGCCCAUCUUGAUUCUGAGAUGGGUAGAGCAAAACCCCGAUGAUUUUGUACUGAUGCAUAAUUCGCAUAGCAAAAUUGACGGGGUUGACCGCCUCUUUGAUAUUGCAAAUGGAAUGGUUGAUAGCAAUAGGUGGAAAGCCGUCCUUUACCCAUUUCAAAUUUUUCUUUUAUUUCUAAUUCCGGAUGUCUUCGAGGUCGCAACAAGCAUGCCAUCUACAGGCAGAUAUCUCGAAAAUGGCAGUUUGCCCAAAGCCAGUAGCGGGAUAUUCAAAAAGGUGUCCUUUUUAGAGAGCCUUCGAAAAGCUCUGCGCAAUAAAAACCCUGCUGCGGCUUAUUGCCUCAUAUCAUUGCUCCGAAUCGCGAGACAUUUUAGCCUCGAGGGUAACGACUCGGCACUUCUUAGCUAUGCGUUAGACGUGCAGGAGGAGGUGCGAGAUGCUCUAUUCAGAAAGAACAUAGUUGGGAGCGAAGGGGCCAUUUUUGACGACGGCCUCAUGACCGCUGCCUUUGUGAGCCUCACCCACCUCAACUUCGAAUCUUGCAAUGAAAAUAUUGCUCCGCAAUGCCUUUCUUCAAACGCGCCAAACGAUUUCAAACUGGCAUUUGUGUCGGCUUGUUCUAACCUAGCAAAACUACCGAACGCGCAUUUAUAUACAGAGCUAUUUGAGAAAAUUACAGGUCUUAUUAGGGAUCAUCUCAAGGAUCAUUCUCAUGAGCCCUAUGGAGCUCCAAAAUCAAGCUCAAGUAUUGCGGAAAUGACAUAUCGAUGCUUGGAUUUCCUCAACGUUCUCCCACUAACGCUUUUUGGCGGGGCGCCCUCAAACCCCGUUGACUACGAAGUAUUUUUCCAGGAAAACUUUGCUAUUCUUGUCGGUUGUCUUGUGGACGAAGAUCCUAAAGUCAGGCGUAUGGCCGGUUCUGUGACCAGAAAGCUGUUGAGGAAUGGGUCCGUCUUCCUGCUGCAUAAAGGAGCAAGCAAAGACUCGGGAUUUUUUCCUGCGAAUUUUUGGAGGUCAACAUCAGCAGUCCUUCUCAAUGUCCUAGAACAUGCAGCCAAGUUGGGUAGACGAGGAGACUCGGUUUUGUCUUUUAUACAUGAUUUUGUUGAAUCUAGGGUGGAGUUAAUCAGGUCCGCAAAGGAUGACUUAAUAUCUCAAGCUGAAACCCCCCAGCGCCUAGCAUCAUUGUCGAAGCUUGAGACAUACUUCUUAGUACGUCUUUGCUCUGCAGAUAUUGAGAUUUGCCAGAUUGUGACAGUUUGUGUGGGGCUUCUUUGCGAAGAGACGCAGAUGGUUGAUGCAGCCUACGACUCCUCGAAGUCCCCAUCAACUAUCAUGAGAAACAUUGAAGUAUACCAGGAUUUAUCCUCUCGGGAUUUUCACUUCACUGGGCUUGUUGCAUUUCAGAAACGAUUACGCUCCCUUUUACGGCAAAUGAAGCAUCCCAGCGCUGCAGUUUUAAGCGCGUGGGAGAUUGUUUUCGGCAGGUGGUACGACUUAUCCAAGCGGGCAUCUACGCACAGACAAGACGAAACCCUUGACGAAAGAUCUUUAGUCGAGUGGCGCAAUUGCUCUGGCUUCCUUGCUUCCUUAGCCGCGUUGUGUAUUUCAAAGCAGACCUCCUCGGUGAUUGAAGAGUCCGGUCUCGCAGGUCUAAAGUGGAUCGACCGACCCUCACAAGACAGCUAUGAUAAUACCUUAUUGGAUAGGUACAUGACGCAAAGUGUUCAGCUUUUGGCAUGUAACAAUGCUCGUAUCCGCGAAGCUAUGAGGGAGGUAUUGUCAACAGAGAUAUCUCCUUCGUUAUACCUCCCCUUGUUCAAAACCCUUGAAUCUGAGCUCGAGACGCUGUUCGAUGGACCAAUCGAUACGGCAAACCGUUUUUCUGACUCCAGAAUAGCAUUCGCUGAGCAGGCAGCAGCGCUAUUGAAGACGAUUAUAGAGAGGCUCGGCAGUCCCGCUGAUAUGGGCGCCGCCCUCUCUGUUGACAUAGGUGCUUUAACCCUAAACUUCGCCAGGUUUCUCAACAGUGUGAGCGAAGGGCUCCAUACCCUGAGAAUCAAGAUUAAAGUGUGCCAGUUAUGCGAGGUUGUAACCCGCAAAAAAGAGCUGCUUAAUUUGCGACAUGAUGUUCGGAUUAGGAAUCAACUUCUAGAGAUAAUGUUUGGAUGGAUUGCUCGGCCGGGUUCUCCAAAGGCCGAUAAUUCCGCUAUGGUCGACGGCAUCCAUCGAGAUGACGCUUUGAAACUUCAGAGAGAUCUAGACAGGGCCUGUUUGAAGGCUCUGUCGGAUCUGACGUUUCGGCUCCCUCUUCAGCCUCCUGAUGGACAAACUGAUGCCGAUACGAGUGAUUUAAAAUCCGAGAUGUUUCAUACAUAUUUCAAUAGGUUUCUAUCCCUACUGAGUUUUGAGCCCACCGAUCAGGGCAAAAAUGAUGUCGCAUCAAAUUUGUCGGCCAAGGAGGACUCCCUGUCCAUUCGCGAGCUGGCCAUUAUCGCACUAUCAAAUCUUUUAGGCGCAAACAUUGACGUAGGUCUCAAGCACUCCCUCGGCAUAGGGUAUCACGAAGAUCUAGAGAUCAGAACCGCGUUCGUAACCGUACUUUGCAAUGUUCUAGCUCAAGGCACAGAGUUCAAUAAUCUCUCAGAUGUUGCUGUUGGAGAGAAAUAUGACGAGUUAGUUGAAGUUCUGGUCAAUGACAUGACUUUAACUAUUGCUCUCUGCGACGCCUGUCCUAGUAACGAAGUGGACGAGUUGACCAUGUCACUUUUGAAUAUUUUCGACUCCAGGGGGUUGGGAUUUAUUCUUCUAGAAGAGCUGAUCAAGCACGAGGUUGAUAAUACAGAAAAUGAGGCCGAACUACUCAGAAGAAAUUGUGUCACCACGAAGAUGCUAUCUGUUUACGCACGUUGGAAAGGUUCAUCGUAUUUAAAAUCGACGUUGCAAAAGGUUCUGGAACGCCUCAUCGUCACAGCUCAAGACCUUGAUCUAGAGCUUGACCCUUCCAGAACGAGUUCCCCCGAAGAGUUGCAGCGCAAUACUCUCCAGUUAAGAGUCGUCGCCAAGGUUUUCAUUGACGAUAUAUGCAGCUCGGCCCCAAAUAUUCCCAUUUCUUUCAGGAAUAUCUGCAGUAUUAUAUCUUCGUCUGUCAUGACACGUUUUCCAGAUGCAAAGUUUACUGCUGUGGGCGCAUUCAUUUUCUUGCGCUUCUUUUGCCCAGCCAUUGUCGCCCCGGACGUCGAGGGGUUGAUUAGUACAGCGCCAUCGAAAGAAAUGCGUCGUGGACUGCUUCUUAUUGCCAAAAUUAUUCAAAACCUCGCAAAUAAUGUAUUAUUUGGCGCCAAAGAGUCAUACAUGUUUCCCCUGAACGAUUUUCUCACUCAAAACAUAUAUGAGGUGACAGCCUUCCUCCGGACGAUAUCGGUGGCCCCUCAUGUAGAAACUACUGGUAUCGAAAUGGAAUCAUUCGAUUUUGGGUCCUGUGUAGCUCUCCACAGGUUUUUCUACGACCACUGGGACCAUGUACGGCAAAAGCUAGUAGCCCAGCAACGCAAGGAUUCCCUUCAUUCUCCCCACGAAAUCACGCUGGGUCGUCUCCCAGUCACAGAGGCACUGCGGAAUCUCAUCAGCAACCUCGGUCCACCACCGAUGGAUAUCUCGUGGAAUCGACCAAUGAUUUCUAUGAACAGCCCUCCCUCAUACUCGAGGUUUCAGCAUUUCAUGUUGAGCCAUGCAGGACGAAGCACCGAGUCUGCCAUUUCAACUCGGACCGUAUACGAUGGUGGCGAGAGCAAGGACGGCCUAUCAAUGAUAUGCAUAAUUUUGAGAAACAUUGACGCCGAAACCAAUGAUUACGAUCUAUUAGUCUACUGUUACCUGAAGAUUGCUAGCCGCAUGUGGCACCGACCCUUUGGGAUAAUGAUUGAUGCAACAUGCUAUACCGGGCAAAACGAGCCUCAAGAUGCGUUAUUCAAGAAACUAGAUCUUCUUACACCCACAGAACUAUCGAAGAACUUGUCAUGCGUUUAUGUGUAUAAUAUGAACAGUGCGUUCAGGAAAUGUUUCCGCCGCAUACUGCGCUUGUCUGCAAAGAAUGAGAAUAGCGCAUUCCACCCUAAAAACGUGGACUACCAUCUUAUUGGCAGUCUGCAAGAUCUUCAAACACACUUUCAUCUCAGUCAACUCCACUUACCAAAGGAAACCAUCAGCGUAGUCACCGACACAAGAUUUGUCUUCCAACCCGUAACGAGGCUUUCAAAGACAAAGGGCAAAAUCGAGGUUAUGAUACAAGUGGGUAGCCAGUUCGUGCAAGUAACAACGACCAAGAAACAGGAGAUUGUUCCUGGCCUUAGGCUUCAUGCCACCGUAAAUGACAUAUUUCGUCUAACAGAAGUUGAUGAAGCUCCGACAUCAAUACAAACCGAAGAUGACUCUGCCUUUGGGCUUCGCGCAGACAGCGGCAAGAUCGUCAUGUAUUUUACAAGCCCGAGGAAGUCAGAUGUUCUCCAAGCUAUUCGAGGUGCCAAAAUCAAAUACUCCAAGGAUUCAAAGCCCAGCCAGCCAUUUGAACGACUUAUCCGGCCACAAGAUAUUCCAGGGACUCUCCUCAACAUCUCAUUCACAAACUUGGCAAGUCUCGAUCAGAAUCUUCGCAUAGCAGCAUACAACCUUCUCUGUGCGCUCUGCCAAACUUUCAAAUUUGGCGUGAACUCGAGUUUUAUGGCCUCCAAAGAAUUAUCCAUACCGCCAAGUGCAUCCCAUUUCAUUGUCACCGUGAGCAGACAACUUGCCGCUUCUGAGCCUCAACUCACAGCAGACUUUAUGAAUGAGUUUUUUGUUGGCUGGGAGAGCUUCCCCUUACAGCAGAGGCCAUUGAGUUUGGCAUAUCUAUCACCUUGGUUGUCGGGUCUGAGAAGCCAGGUUCUAGCAGUUGAAAUUGACGGCGAGAAAGCGAGAGAGCGAAUAGCUUCUAUCUUCAGGAAACUGAUAGAUGUUGCCGUACCCGACUCCACCCUCUGCAUAACCUUGGAACAGAUAAUAUGGCCUGUUAUCUGCGAGGACGAAGUCCUAACUGAUAUUUUAGUGGAUGAAAUUAUAAAGAGCGCAUUAACAUCCAGUAACAACGAGAGCCGUAUUUCACGCCUUGGCUCAAUUAUUGCAUCCCUCCAGGUUGUGACCGUUAGGGGCAAAUUGAUCAGCAGGUUACGAAAGGCACUCAAUCGGACUUCUCUCCGACCUACGAGGCUAUUGCCCGAUAAUUCAGUCUGGGACGAGAUAUGCAUACUAUUGCGACUCUGCUUAGCAGCCUCGUUUAAUAGUGGUGUGCAGGCGCACCUCUAUCUCCCUGAGAUAUCUCAUAUCAUCACCAUGCUGGCGAACACUGGCCCGGCACAAAUCAGGCUUGUGGUCCAUGGUCUUUUGGUAAAUACAGUUCACAUAUUGUGCACUUGCUUUUCGACGGACGAAAGUAAGCUCGUGCGGCUUAAAGUGAUUCUAGCGUCACUCUCCGAUCCAAAUACUAGCCAACAGGCAAAUCUCAGCGGAGUAACUCGAGAAGGCACGACAAUUUCGCACGCUCAGGAUCCAACAUGGCAAAUAUUGAGCUCAACAGAGGCACUCGCAGUACUCCUUUCGGAAGUAAGCAGCCUUGCAGCGUCGUCGGUUGAUCUUUCAAACGCCUGGCGUUCACGGUGGAUGAGUCUUGUCGCCAGUACAGCAUUCCAAAGUAACCCAGCCAUACAACCCAGGGCAUUUGCUGUCAUGGGCUGCUUGGCACGUGAAGAUGUGGAUGACGAUCUUCUUUAUCAAGUAUUAGUUGCUCUCAGGAAGAGCGUAAACCGCUUUGCUGAUGAAAACGAUAAUGAGAUGCUCGUCUCUAUUGUUACCUCGCUCACAAAGAUGAUGGAGAAACUCCCCACAACGUCGCGCUAUGGGCUACAGCUUUUUUGGUUGGCUAUGGCACUCGUGAGGCUUGUCCCUCUCAAUUUGUUUUCUUGCGCCGCGUCCUUUUUAGAGGCCGUCCUCAUAAACAUCAAUACAUCGGGAGAUUUGAAAGGCGGCCGUAUGGUACCUGUGCUACUACAGGGACGGUUGGCUCUAGAGGAUUCAGCUUCGCAACUCGAUGAAAGCUAUGGGAUACAUUUCAACAUCGACAACUUCCAUUUCGCAGUCUGUGCGUCAUUGGUUAAAGGCCUUACUGAUACUGUGACGAAGGCUACGACUGUCAAAGUCCUCUCUACGUUCCUUGAAAUCGCUAGCUCUAGCGCAUCAGGGGGGCGCAAAUUUCCAGAUGAUUUGAGCUGUCUUCCAUACCUAGGAUUGGUCAUGUCCCGAGCCCUAACUACGGAGGAAGCGAAGGGUAACCUUUGGCUUGCGGGGAUCAACGGGGACAAGAGCAGCACCCCGGAAGACGUCCUGGCCAUGAUAAACCUAGAUACCAUCAAGGAUAAGGAACUGCUGUUGAACACGGCUAUAAACCUUGUUGACUUUCGCUAUCUAGAAGAUAGUGUUCAGAAUCGGGGAUUGGUUUGGAUGAACAAGGUUGCUAUUACCAGGCCCACUGUAAUACUCCAUCUUUCCUGUCCUAUCCUCAGCAUCCUGGAUGAAGUGCUGUUAUCAAGCCAGAAUUCUGUGACUCUCAAGUCGGCACAGAUGCUUUUGCGAACCUUAACUAGAAACCCCAAACUGUCCGACACUGUUGACACUGCCCAGCUCUUGGAAGACGUUCUUGAAGACAUCGGCUUCGGUGGGCUAUGGGUGUCUUCUACAUUUCACAGCUCAGCUGAACGAGACGGGCAUUGCACGGUUUUAACUGACAAGCUCAUCGAACUCAUUAUCACAUAACACUCAGAACCACUGGACUAAAUCUUUUAUCCUCCCCGACCAGUUCUAGUGAGGGAAAAUACAUUUAAAAUGAUGAAUGAUAGUAUGAGAACCAUGACCACGGAAACUGAUCGAUAAUAUAUAUCACCGUACUAUACCCUCGAUGCGUUGCUUUCCUUCCUGGGGCGAAUUCUAAAGCUUCAAAUAUAGAUAGCUGCUACGAAUAUACAUACAUAUGGUGCAUGUUUAAAAUUAAACAGUCGGAACAGCUAUACAUGAUAAUAAUUGAAAU
Molecule: messenger RNA, 8306 nt
Organism: Pseudogymnoascus verrucosus
Lineage: Eukaryota; Fungi; Ascomycota; Leotiomycetes; Thelebolales; Thelebolaceae
Gene: IRA2
Product: Ras GTPase activating protein ira2
Exons: 15
Coding region: 239-8035 (2598 amino acids)
Biological process (GO): regulation of GTPase activity
Source: RefSeq, a predicted model, not a curated record